AUGGAGGGUCACUUCAAUGGUCUUUUAAGAAGUGGACAAGCGAAGUUUUGGGGAGACGAGAGUUCGGAAGUAGUGCAUGUCCGUUUCAACUUCAUAUGGACAGCCGCGUCUACGCCAAUGUCGUGGCCGCACGACUGGAGUCCUCAGCUAUUUGCUGAUGCCAUUGCUAGGGAACCCUGGAAAGAUGGAAACUGGUUGAACAUGAUAUCCAGACAUCCAACUGGAGGAUAUGACCAGUUCGGAUGCUUAAGUGGAACUUUCGAGGCCAGUGAUUCUUACUCGGUAGACAUUUCGUUGCCUGGUGUAAGAGCUAGAAGAUGGGGACCUCACAAAGCAUCUUACAUGCAUCGAACUGCUUCUUUUGUUGGAGUUUUUGGAGAUGGAAGGAUAUUCCUGGUCGAAGCCAAUUCCGCGUUGCAUGCACUUACACAGUAUGUCGUAAUUUAA
Ctenocephalides felis (cat flea) is the source of this 447-nucleotide messenger RNA. RefSeq lists its product as uncharacterized. Bases 1 to 447 code for a protein of 148 amino acids. NCBI's taxonomy places the organism in Eukaryota, Metazoa, Arthropoda, Insecta, Siphonaptera, Pulicidae. The transcript is spliced from 3 exons. The record is from RefSeq and is a predicted model, not a curated record.